GCAGCAGCAGCAGCAGCAGCAGGGGCUUCCACCAAAGACAAAUCUCAGACUUAAUCCAAGUGUCUGCGAUGCUGCACUUGAGUAAGGGGGAUUUUGUAUGGGUGGACUCCGGUGUCGGCGUGCCAAUCGGGGCGGAGGUCAAGGUGACAGACACUGGACAGUUUCAGCUGCUUGACGAUGAAGGAAAGGUGCACAAGAUCAACAAGAAGACGGAGGGCACCAUCCGGCCCAUGCACCCCACCUCUGUAAAGGGCGUGGAUGACAUGAUAAGGCUCGGUGAUCUCAAUGAAGCAGGGCUCCUCAGGAACCUCCUGGUGCGACACAAGGAAGGCUCCAUCUAUACAUACACAGGCUCCAUUCUGGUCGCAGUCAACCCUUACCAGCUGCUGCCCAUCUACACCACCGACCAUGUGCACAUGUACACAGAUCGACGACUGGGCGAGCAGCCACCACACGUCUUCGCCAUCGCAGACAGCUGUUUUUUCAACAUGCAGCGCAGCCGAAAGAACCAAUGCUGCGUCAUCAGUGGAGAGUCAGGAGCAGGGAAAACUGAGAGCACCAAGCUUAUGCUGCAGUUCCUGGCUGCAGUGAGCGGCCAGCACUCGUGGAUCGAGCAGCAGAUUCUUGAAGCAAACCCCAUCUUGGAGGCUUUUGGUAAUGCCAAAACCAUUCGUAAUGAUAACUCCAGUCGUUUCGGGAAGUACAUUGACAUCAACUUCACAAAGGGCGGGGCCAUCGAAGGGGCCCGCAUUGAGCAGUACCUGCUGGAGAAGUCCCGAGUUUGUCGCCAGGCGCCUGAGGAAAGAAACUACCACAUCUUUUACUACAUGCUGAUGGGGAUGCCCGCUGAGCAGAAGAAGAUUCUUUCCCUUGGGACGGCUGCUGAGUACAACUAUCUGACCAUGGGUAACUGCACCAGCUGUGAAGGACGUGAUGAUGUGAAGGAAUACGCCCACUUCCGCUCCGCUCUGAAGAUCCUCAUGUUCACAGAGAAUGACUCCUGGGAAAUCUCCAAACUGCUCGCUGCUAUCCUUCACCUCGGGAAUGUGGACUUUGAAGGCACCAUAGUAAAUAACCUGGAGGGCUGUGACAUCCUCGCAUCAUCUCAUUUCAACAUGGCCAGCCAACUCUUGGAGGUGGAUCUCAAAGCACUGGAGAGGAGUCUGACUCAGCGUUCCUUCAUGACAGCCAGAGAGAGCGUUACCAAACAUCUGACCUCUGUCCAGGCUGUGGACGGCAGGGACGCCUUCGUCAAGGCUAUUUAUGGAAGACUUUUCCUUUGGGUUGUGGACAAAAUCAACACUGCCGUCUACAAGCCAGCUGAGGACUCCAAAGAUGUCCAGCAGUCGAUUGGCUUGCUCGACAUCUUUGGCUUUGAGAACUUCAACAAGAACAGCUUUGAGCAGCUGUGCAUCAACUAUGCCAACGAGCAGUUGCAGCAGUUCUUCGUCAGACAUGUUUUCAAGCUGGAGCAGGAGGAGUACGCCCGUGAAAACAUUGUUUGGAAGCACAUUGAAUACAAAGACAACCAGGGCACCUUGGACGUAUUGGCCAUCAAACCUCUGAACAUGCUGGCACUUAUUGAUGAGGAGAGCAACUUCCCCAAGGGCACAGACACCACCCUGCUCCAAAAAAUGAAUCAGGUCCAUGGCAAAGGGGACAUCUAUAUUCCCCCCAAGAACAACUACGAGACGCAGUUUGGAAUCAGGCAUUUUGCUGGAGAGGUCUACUACGAUUCAAAAGGUUUCCUCGAGAAAAACCGUGACGCCCUCAGCUCAGAUCUGAUUCAACUGGUGGAGACCUCCACCAAUAAACUCCUCAAGAAGGCGUUUCAUGAUGUGCUGUCCUCCAAUACGAUCAAGAGCAUCGCCAACCCCAGGAUGAUCAUCACUACCGCCAGCAACAGCCUCAGGCAAGCGAAUGAUAACAAGAAGCGCAUGCCAACUCUGACCGGCCAGUUCCGCCAGUCUCUGGAUUCUCUGAUGAAAACACUGACUGUGUGCCAGCCCUACUUCAUACGUUGCAUUAAACCCAAUGACUUCAAGAAGCCCAUGCUGUUUGACAGAGACCUGUGCAUGCGUCAGCUCCGCUACUCCGGUAUGAUGGAGACCAUCAGGAUCCGCAAAGCUGGAUAUCCUGUGCGCUACACAUUCGAGGAGUUUCUGAAUCGCUACCGCGUCCUCCUGAAAACGUCCAUCUGUGAUCCCAAAAUAGAAAGUAAAGAGAAAUGCUGUGAAAGCAUCUGUGAGUCUCUGCUCACCGGAGAGGGCGACUGGAAGACUGGCAAGACGAAGAUCUUCCUCAAGGACUUCCAUGACACCAUGCUCGAACUGGAGCGAAUGAAAGAACUAAAUAAAAAGGCACUUAUGAUCCAGAAAGUCCUGAGAGGCUACAAAUACAGGAGACACUACCUGAGGCAAAGGGCAGCCGCUCUUGUCAUUCAGAAACACUGGAGAGGACACAAAGGCAGAAAGCUGUACAAAGUGGUCCAGCUUGGCUUUGCGAGGCUGCAGGCGAAGGUUCGAUCUCGCCAGCUUCACGUCCAGUAUAAGAGGAAGCGGGAGGCAGCCAUCGUGCUGCAGGCCCGAACCAGAGGGUACCUGGCCAAGAAGGAAUGGAAGCACAAGAGAGAUGCUGUGAUCCUCCUGCAGGCGCAUACCAGGGGUGUGCUGGCACGAAAGAGGGUCAAAAAGAUUAAGACAGAUAUGUACCUCUCUGCUAAAGAGAAAGAAGAAGAGCAGCGCGCCAUUUUGGAGAGACAGAAACACUUGGAGGAAGUGCUGAGGCGGAAGAAAGAGAUGGAGGCCAAAGCUCAGAUGGAGUCCAUCACAGAAGACGAGAUGGUGGACAGCAUCUUUGACUUCCUGCCCAUUGUGGUUGGAGGGCGGGAGGGGCAAGCACCUGUGGGAUUCGAGAAACUUGAGGAGAGAAAGACAGUCAUCGAGGAGAUAGACAUCGACGAUAUCCCGAUGGAGGACGAUCUUCCCAAAGAAGACUACGAUGACCUGGAUGAGUACUCCUUCUCCAAGUUUGCCUCCAUGUACUUCCAGGGUGCAGCCACCCACACCCACAUCCGUCAGAGGCUUCGGCAGCCGCUGCUGUACCACGAAGAUGAAGGAGACGUCCUGGCUUCACUGACAGUGUGGUGGAUCAUCCUGAGGUUCAUGGGAGACCUCCCCGAGCCGAAGAAUCAGCAGGUUCGGGCUAAGGCGACCCCUACACAGGAACGCUUUAUGCCACAGGAGCUGAUCUCCAGAAAGGACAGACGUCUCAGCCACAUGGUUGGCCUGGAUCAGAGGGUGCUGAGGAGUAAAAAAGAAAGGAAGCCUUCCACAAUACCCGAGGAGCCAACACAAAACAAAAGGGGCUCCAUUUUCACAGACCUCCUGACAAGAAAUAGGAAGGCUUCUGCCAUGCCCACUGAGACAAACCCGAAGGUUUACACUGUGCCAGAAGGGGCCCCGCAAGGCAGAAAGGGAUCCAUGUUCACUGACCUACUGUCCAGAAACAGAAAAGCAUCGACCAUUCAAGAAAACGGAAUACCAAGAUCCGCUUCAAACUUCAGGAAACCCUCCAUCAUCAUGGAGGAGUCCGAGGAUCUGACUGAAGUGUCCAAGCCUCCCACCCUGCAGACUGUGAAGGAGGACACUGAAGUCAUGAUCGGAGAAGGACCCACCCUGGAGCGGCCACUGACAUCUCUUGAAAAACUCCACAUUAUUGUGGGAUAUGCCAUUGUCAGACGUGACCUCAGGGAUGAGAUUUACUGUCAGAUCUGCAAGCAGCUUCAGGAUAACAACAAUCGAAACAGCUACUUCCGUGGCUGGAUCCUGCUGUCCCUCUGUCUGGGCGUCUUCCCUCCCAGUGAUCGCUUCAUCAGGUACCUUCAAAGUUUCAUCCGUUUCGCUCCAGGAGGCUACGCUGCCUACUGUGCUGACAGGCUGCGGCGCACAGUGACAAAUGGAGUGCGAGGGGAGCCUCCAGCCUGGCUAGAGCUGCAGGCUACCAAGACAAAAAAGCCCAUGAUUGUGUCGGUGAAGCUGAUGGACGGACGCUCCAUUAACCUGCCUGUCGACUCUGCAUCGACCUCCAAAGAGAUCUGCCAACUCGUCUCGAACAAAAUCAAACUCAAAGACACUUUUGGCUUCUCUGUCUACGUCGCCUUGUAUGAAAAGGUGUGGGCUCUGGGGAGCGGCCGGGAGCACGUGAUGGACGCCAUCUCCCAGUGCGAGCAGGAGGUAAAGAGGAGAGGAGGGCAGGAACAACACGCUCCUUGGCGUCUCUUCUUCCGCAAGGAGGUCUUCACCCCCUGGCAUGACUGCAAUGAGGAUAAGAUCAGCACAGACCUCAUCUACAGACAGAUCAUCCACGGUCUGAAGUUUGGAGAGUACCAGAGUGAGAAGGAGGAUGAUCUUGUUCAGCUGGCUGCAAAACAUUUAUACAUCCAGCACGGCCCAGACUGCAGGCCAGAAAAUGUGAAGGAAGCCGUUCAGGAGUGCAUCAACAGCUCUCUGUUGGAGGCGAAGUCAGAGGCUAAAUGGGUGCAGAUGGUCAGCACUGAUCACGCUGAGGGUUCGUUUCUGAGUUCAAAACAGAAGGCAGAUUCAGUAAAGGCAGAGAUGGUCGACUACGCCCGAGAGAAGUGGCCCAUGUUCUUCUCGAGGUUCUUUGAAGUUGUCAAAAUGUCAGGUCCUCCACUGCCAAAGAACAAGUUCAUCGUGGCCAUAAACUGGACUGGCAUCACUUUCCUGGACGAGCGAGAGAAGAGGCUGCUGGAGCUCUCCUUCCCUGAAGUCACCGGAGUCAACACCGUCAGGGACAGUAAAGCGUCUGGUCAGGUGGUGACCCUGCUGACACUGAAAGGAGACUUCACUCUGAGUGGAAGCACAGCUGAGGACAUGGCAGAGCUGAUCACGAUGUUCCUCAGUGGACUGACAGAGAGAUCUCAGUAUGCUGUGACGCUGAAGGAAGCCGACAGCGAAGAUGACCCCACACUCCUGAACUUUAAGAAAGGAGAGCUCAUUGUAAUAAUCAAAGACGACGAGUUUUCUCAGCAGCGUGGCUGGAUAAAGGGCCAAAACGAGAGCACAAGAAAAACAGGAGCCAUCCCCAUGGAGGCCAUCUUAAUCCUGCCAACACUCAGCAAACCCACCAAUGAGGUCAUGAGGCUCCUCAACUUGUCUCCUAACCAGAGGAAGAACAUCAUACCCAAAGAAACAGGAACUCUACAGAGAUUAGCUCUUGCCACACUGAAAGAAUUCUCCAUUGAGUAUUUCAGGCAGCCCACUAAGGAUGUGAACCGUCAGGUGAUGUCCAGGAAUGCUGCUCCUGAAAGACUGUGGGCAAACUCAAGAGAGCCAAUCAGACAGCCCCUCCUCAAGAAGCUGGUGGGCAAUCCAGAGGUCAGCCACAAAGCCUGUCUGGCCUUCACUGCGAUCCUGAAGUACAUGGGCGAUUACCCCACCAAGCAGAUGCAGAGUCCUCUCGAGCUCACCGACCAGAUCUUCGGCCCCGCUACUCAAAACGAGGCGCUCAGGGAUGAGAUCUACUGUCAGAUCAUGAAGCAGAUGACCAACAAUAACAACAGGUUCAGCAUGGAGCAGGGCUGGCAGCUGCUGUGGCUCUGCUGCGGCCUGUUUCCUCCCAGCCAGUCUCUUCUGAGGCACACUCAGCGUUUCCUGGAGUCGCGCCGCAGAGAGCCCCUCGCCUCUGACUGCCUGCAGCGUCUGCAGAGCUCCCUGAGGAUGGAGCCCAGGAAGCUCCCGCCACACCAGACAGAGGUAGACGCCAUCCAACAGAACAGCACCCAGAUCCUCCACAAAAUCCACUUCCCCAACGACACAGACGAGAUUUUUGAGGUGGGGACAAUCACCAGGAUCAGAGAUCUCAUCCAGAACAUCACCAACAAGCUCAGUCUGACUUCAGCAGACGGCUUCAGCAUUUUCGUCAAAACACAUGACAAGGUUCUCAGUUUGAAUGAAACAGACUACUUCUUCGACAGUCUGAGACAAAUCACAGACUGGUCCAAGAAAGCCAAGAGGAUCAAAGAUGGCGGGCCAGUCAACAUACCCUACCUUGUGUUCUUCAUGAGGAAGUUGUGGUUCAAUGUGGUCCCUGGCAGAGACACAGAGGCCGAUCUUAUCUUCCAUUUCCCUCAGGAGCUACCGAAGUACCUGAGAGGCUAUCAUGUCUGCACCAAAGAGGAAAUGGUCAACAUUGCGGCUCUGCUCCUCAGAAUUAAAAUUGGCAGUGACAAGAGCCAGCUAGUCAUGAUUCCCAAGCUGCUGAAGGAGCUGGUGCCCGGGGACCAACUGAAGGCCAUGUCUGAAAAUGAGUGGAAGAAGAGUAUUGGCGCCUAUUACAACAAACAAGCUGGCAUGACUGUCGAUGAAGCUAGGCUGGCGUUUCUGAAGGUGGUCUACCGCUGGCCGACGUUCGGCUGUGCGUUCUUUGAAGUGAAGCAAACAUCAGAACCAAACUUCCCAGAUAUUGUGAGAAUAGCCAUCAGCAAGCAAGGCCUCACCAUCAUCCACCCUAAAACCAAGGAUGUGCUGGCAAAUCACCCCUUCAACCGCAUUGCUAACUGGUGCAGUGGCAGCACCUACUUUCACAUGACUAUUGGCAGCUUAGUCAAGGGGAGCAAAUUUCUGUGUGAAACCUCACUGGGUUACAAGAUGGAUGACCUUAUAUCCUCCUAUGUCAACAUGUACUCCAGAGAGAGGAGGGCAGCGCAAACCAGGAACCACCGCUUCAACAUCUGAGCCGCAGCAGCACGAGUGCGACGCAACUUGUGCCUGUAGCUGCAGAGUUAAACCCACACAUUCGACAUGUUGUUCAUACACACACACAGAGGCAGUUCUGUUUUUCAAAGUGCAAUCAACUUUAUUUUGGCUCUGUGGGAAAAAAGACGCUGAUUAGUUUAAUCUGCAUCUGGUGAAAUGGUUACAUCAGAUCUUUUAGACAUUAACAUGCACAGGAAGCUUUAUUUUGCAUAUUUCUUUUUUCUGUUAAGUUUGGUGGUACUUGUUUGUGGGUAUGACAAUUCACUCGGGAACAUCAUAAUUUAUUUACAAGACAUCCUACACAUUUGCAAACCUCGUCUUUAUUUGUACUCACUACAAUUGAGACUAAUUUCUCUCCAUAUUAAUCUGCCUGCCUUGAAAGCAUUAAAAGGUGCCCUGUGGUGUUUUCUCGAGAACAAACAAAAGUUAUGGUCGUGAUGGUUAUAAAACACUUGAAAAGCCUUUAAAAAAUUGAAAAAUGCAAAAUUGGCCACGUUUGUUUGCCUGGCAUAGUUAGCACAUUGCUAUGCUUCUUUGUGUGUUAUCGAUACCAACCGAUGGGUGAAACUGACAACAAAAUGUGAACUGUGUGACCCAAAAGCGUGCAUGUGUACAUGUGUAGCCUUGUGCCUGCAAUACAAACAAACCAGGGGUCCACUUGUCAAAACAUUGCUCAGUAGUGCUAAUAGUUGUCAAAAACUCCACAGGGUAACUUUAAAGGGGACCUAUUAUACUGAUUUUUAGAUUCAUACUUGCAUUUUGAAUAAGCCGAAAAAGCCAAAUCAGCUCUGAUUGGUCAGAGAUCCGAAAUUAGGGAGAAAUUAACAACAUCUGCAACCAAGAUUACGUGUUUCCCUGAUGUUAGCAUGUAGCUACAUGUAGCUGUGUACUUGCAACCAGCUAAACAUUGUAACGAAGAAUAGAGGCAAUUUCUACUCUAAAAGAAACACUAAUAAAAGCUUCUAAACACAACCAGACAUGUUCCAGCUGGAAUAUGACUUGAAAUCAGAAAAAAUUAACAACAUUGGCAACCAAGAUGACGUUUUCCUGACGUAAGUACGUAUCCACACGUAACGGUGCACUUGGAACCAGGGAAGGACUGUAAAAAAAAAAUAGAGGCACCUUCUAUGGUGAAAAAAAACCCUAAUAAAACCCUCUAAACAAAACCAGACACGUUCCAGCAGGAAUAUGAUUCAAAAUCAGGGGAAAAAAUAACAACAUUGGCAACCAAGAUUAUGUGUUUCCCUGAUGUUAGCAUGUAGCUACAUGUAGCAGUGUACUUGCAACCAGGGAAGGGCUGUAACGAAAAAUAGAGGCACUUUAAGAACAAAUCACUAAUAAAAGCUUCUAAACAAAACCAGACAUGUUCCAGCAGGAAUAUGAUUCGAAAUCAGGGAAAAAUUUAAGAACAUUCGCAACCAAGAUGACGUUUCCCUGACGUAAGCAUGUAGCUACAUGUAGCGGUGCACUUGGAACCAGGGAAGGUCUAUAAAAAAAAUAGAGGCACCUUCUAUGGUGAAAAAAACCAACCCCUUAUAAAAGCCUCUAAACAAAACCAUUAAUGUUCCAGCUGGAAUAUGAUUUGAAAUCAGGGAAAAAAUGGACAACAUCGGCAACCACGUUGCCUGACGUAAACAUGUAGCUACAUGUAGCGGUGUACUUGGAACCAGGGAAUGACUGUAACAAAGAAUAGAGGCAUUUUCUACUGUAAAAAAAUCUGUAAUAAAAGCUUCUAAACACAACCAGACAUGUUCCAGCAGGAGCAUGAUUUCAAAUCAGGGAAAAAUUUAACAACAUCUGCCACCAAGAUUACAUGUUUCCCUGAUGUUAGCAUGUAGCUACGUGAAGCAGUGUAUGUAACGUGCCUGGAGCAGAUGACCAUAUAAAGAAAUCCAUCACGCUGACAUCAGUUUGUCGUGAAAGUACGAAAAACGUUGGAAACAGAGUAUUCAGAACGGUUUAAAGCCUGAGGUUUUGCUCAUAUGGAUUACCUUACAUUAGGUAAUAAGAAACAUGUUUGAAACUUUGGCCACAUUUGAUAUGAACAUCCGACGUUAUAAUAAAGGUAAAAAGAAAAAUCGUAAUAGGUUCCCUUUCAAUAAAUGUAUAGAAAAUAUUUUAAUUUGCUCACAAUGACUCUG
Epinephelus fuscoguttatus (brown-marbled grouper) is the source of this 8920-nucleotide messenger RNA. It is a transcript of the gene myo7ba, whose product is annotated as unconventional myosin-VIIa. Gene Ontology annotation, cellular component: cytoskeleton; myosin complex. Gene Ontology annotation, molecular function: protein binding; cytoskeletal motor activity; ATP binding. The transcript is spliced from 48 exons. The record is from RefSeq and is a predicted model, not a curated record. NCBI's taxonomy places the organism in Eukaryota, Metazoa, Chordata, Actinopteri, Perciformes, Serranidae. The coding region runs from base 69 to 6758 and encodes 2229 amino acids.